Xiphias gladius (swordfish) is the source of this 859-nucleotide messenger RNA. RefSeq lists its product as uncharacterized. The record is from RefSeq and is a predicted model, not a curated record. The transcript is spliced from 5 exons. Bases 71 to 859 code for a protein of 262 amino acids. Gene Ontology annotation, biological process: response to bacterium. Lineage: Eukaryota; Metazoa; Chordata; Actinopteri; Istiophoriformes; Xiphiidae.
GCCCCUUCAAGCCCCUUUAUAAGAGCUUGGUGGUUCAGACGAUCUCGGCAGUGACACGAUUAAACGCACAAUGAGGAACUUUACCUCGAUAACAGCUUUAUUUCUCUUCUUGUCUCUGCUCUUUGUUUCAGGCUGGAUCUCUGUCUCAGUGUCUCAGUCUCAGACUUUGGAGGUCCAGCCUGGUGAGGAAGUCACACUGCUGUGCUCUAACAUUUCCAAGGAGCCAACUCACACAUUUUGGUCCAGACUUGAUGAGAAAACAACGGUCAGCUGUAUCGCCUCUAUGUACGGGUCUGAUAGCGAAGCUUCAUUCUGCGAUGGAUUUAAAAAAGGAUUUGAAAUGAGCUCCGACGUCUCCACUGUCUUUCUUAAAAUCAAGCGAGUGGAUUUAUCGGACUCAGGACUGUAUUUCUGUGGAUUUUACAUCAUCAAAAACAUAAUCAUUAAUAAUACAAUACAUUUAAAUGUUCAAGAUAAUAGUGAAUCUAAAGAUGGAGUGGAUUUUGAGACUGAAAAAAUGCCUGAUGGAGAGACAAACCUGAUGAGUGUGAUCCUGGCCGGUCUGACUGUUUUCCUCACUGUAGUCAUCAUUGUUCUGGCCGUUAAAAUCAGGAAACUUCAGAAAGGUAAAGCUGAUGUAUUUUUUGUUACACAUCGGGUUGUACGUUGUAUGAAGUUACUUUUCGUCUUUUGUCAUUUAUCUGCAAAUGAAGAAUUCCAUCUUGAAAGAAACCAGAACCUGGGCUCUGAUGACCUGAACUCUGCAGCGCUGAGCCUCCUUCCAAAAACAGUAAGAAGCAGGAGGCCUGCAUCAGAGAGAGAAGUGGAGACUCGUGUUAUUUCUGCUGCCAGCAGAUAG